This is a messenger RNA of Limulus polyphemus (Atlantic horseshoe crab), 1662 nucleotides long. RefSeq names its product electron transfer flavoprotein subunit alpha, mitochondrial-like (gene wal). The transcript has 10 exons. NCBI's taxonomy places the organism in Eukaryota, Metazoa, Arthropoda, Merostomata, Xiphosura, Limulidae. The record is from RefSeq and is a predicted model, not a curated record. Gene Ontology annotation, cellular component: mitochondrion. Bases 233 to 1270 code for a protein of 345 amino acids. Gene Ontology annotation, molecular function: electron transfer activity; flavin adenine dinucleotide binding.
UUCCUUGUUAUUCAAGGACACUCACGUGUCAGACUAGAUAGGGUCAAAGUGUAGAUUUGAUGCUAUUGGAGAAUAUGCAGCGAGUGUGAAUUUGUAUAUUGGGAACUUAUAUUAAUUUUUAAUUUGAAUGUUGUAACACUAAUUGUAGUUUGAGCUUUAAAUAUCUUAACAAAAGUGUAACAUAUAGUAAAACUUUAGAAUUUGGUGUAUAGAACAUUAACAUUUAUCGACAAUGAACAUAUUUUGUGUAGGCCUAAGACAAACUUUUUCGAGGAGACUAACUCAGAAUAUUUCGGCAGUUAUCAGUCGAUUCAACAGUUCCCUGGUCAUAGCAGAACAUAAAGAUGAACAACUUGUUCCCAUCACACUAAAUGCCAUUACAGCAGCCAAAAAGAUUGGAGGAGAUGUCACAUGUCUGGUUGCAGGAAAAACUGUUGCUCCUGUUGUCUCAGAAUUGUGUAAAGCUGAAGGUAUAGGCAAGGUACUUAUAGCAGAAGACUCAGUUUUAGAGGGUACAUUGCCAGAAAGAGUAACAUCUCUUGUUUUGGCAUGCCAAAAGCAGUUCAAUUUCACCCACAUUUUUGCUGGUGCUGAUGCAUUUGGAAAGAGUUUGAUACCUCGUAUUGGAGCAAAGUUGGACGUCUCUCCAAUUUCAGACAUCUUAGACAUCAAAAGUCCCGAUACCUUUGUAAGGGCCAUCUAUGCGGGUAAUGCCAUCACCACCAUCAGAGCCAAAGAUCCAGUAAAGGUCAUCUCCGUUCGAGGCACAUGUUUUGAGGCUUGUCCAUUGGUCUCAACAGAAGCUCCAACAGAAAAUGCACCUCAAGCUGACCUUAGUUGGGAACUAACAAAAUGGAUUAGUCAGGAACUUAGCAAGAGUGAAAGACCAGAGCUUACUAGUGCCAAGACUGUUGUGUCUGGGGGACGAGGUCUGAAAAGUGGAGACAACUUUAAGCUUCUUUAUGAUCUGGCUGAUAAAAUGGGUGCUGCUGUUGGAGCAUCUCGAGCUGCUGUUGAUGCUGGAUUUGUGCCAAAUGACCUUCAAGUGGGUCAGACUGGUAAAAUUGUUGCACCAGAACUUUAUAUAGCUGUGGGUAUCUCGGGAGCUAUUCAACAUCUUGCUGGAAUGAAAGACUCUAAAACCAUUGUGGCUAUCAAUAAAGAUCAAGAAGCUCCAAUUUUCCAGGUUGCAGAUUUGGGGCUGGUUGCUGACCUAUUUAAGGCUAUACCUGAGAUGACUGAAAAAAUUGACCAGUACCUUAGUAAAUAAAUAUCUUUUAGGAGAUGAGAUGACUACUUCUUGAAUUUGCUCAUUUUACUGAAGUUAUUAGAAGAUAAUACAGUCCUUUGGAAAAAGCUUGCAGAAGAAUAAAAACUGGACUUUUAUUAAAAGAAAAAAAAAAUAGGUGACUGAUGUUAAGAAAUGUAGAGACAGCUAAGUAUUUGACUGAUUUGUAGAAAAGAAACUAUUAUGUUUGAUUGUUUAGAUUAUAUAAACUAAUAAUACAUUGGCUCUGUUGGUACAAAACAUAUUUUAAUUAAAAUUUUAUUGAUUUUCAAUAGUGUGAGUGUUACAUCUUUUUGUAUUUCUUUUUUUUUUAUAUAAUUACAGGCUGAUUUUAUACUUAGGAAAUUGUUAUAUUUGGGACCACCUUGGAAAAG